Trichoderma asperellum CBS 433.97 is the source of this 819-nucleotide messenger RNA. RefSeq lists its product as uncharacterized. Gene Ontology annotation, cellular component: membrane. The record is from RefSeq and is a predicted model, not a curated record. NCBI's taxonomy places the organism in Eukaryota, Fungi, Ascomycota, Sordariomycetes, Hypocreales, Hypocreaceae.
GCGACGAGAGAAAUACGAAUAAUGAUGGACGCAAGUAACGCGCGGGUGCAAGAUUGCUUCCCAACCGCUGGACACCGCAGCCACUCACUACAAUCGCACCUGCAAACAGCUGCACGAAUCAAAACAUGAAAUUGCCUUCAGAGGCGGGCCCUCGGGCGGAUUGGUUACUGUGCAUAUAUAUCACCUGCAUGCAGACCGAAACUCUCACUUUCACCGGCUGCCGCUUCCUGCGUGGACAGCUGGCAGUGCGUAAUUGGAACGCCUACGUCGCGGGUGCAUAAUUAACCUGCGUUUCCUUUUUCCCGCCCUGGCUGCCUCAAGUUUUCCUGCCGAAGAAUCAAUAAGAACAUUUGACAAAAUCAAUCUUAGCAAACGAAGAGGAAGAAAACCCGUCAUUGUCAAAGGAAUAUCCUUGUUGCAAGGGAAAUCGCUUCGCCUUCAUCAUGACCUGGCAAACUUGGAUCCAACAAUUCUUGACUGAGAAUCCCAUCCAAACAGCGUUUCUAUUUUGCGGGAUAUCUAUGAUUGCCACUCCAGCGGCCGUCGCCGGCUUUAUCCUAGGAGUACUUGGUUUUAGUGCCGGUGGCGUAGCAGCAGGCUCUCUAGCUGCAACCAUGCACGCAAUCAUAAACCCCAUUACGGCGGGCAGUUUAUUCGCCAUUCUCCAGAGUGCGGGAGCUGCAGGAGCUGGGUUGGUAACUGUAGCCACAGCUAUCCAAGCUGCUGGAGCGGCGCUGAUUGCAAGACCUGUUUAUACUAUUCUCCAGUACAUCACUGGCAGUGCGUGAGGUUAGAGAUUAAGUGUGUAAUAUGAAUAGG